Miscanthus lutarioriparius is the source of this 1011-nucleotide messenger RNA. NCBI's taxonomy places the organism in Eukaryota, Viridiplantae, Streptophyta, Magnoliopsida, Poales, Poaceae. The record is from the annotation of a GenBank genome assembly.
AUGGCCGUCUUUAUGACGGCGCGCGAGCAUCGCGCGGCUAACCACGAGGUUAAAAUGUCGAGUGCAUCAAACUUCAAUCUGCGAUCGAUCCUAGAUAGAGAAAAGCUAAACGGAACAAACUUUGUUGAUUGGAAUCGAAAUAUGAGAAUUGUUCUCAGGCAAGAAAAAAAGGAGUACGUUCUCGAUACGCCUUACCCAGAAGAGCCUCAGAAUGUCGCGCACACCACUAGUGCAUAUCGUGCUUAUUGCCUGAUGCUUGCUUGCAUGAAUUCUAAGUUGCAAAAGCAAUUUGAGAGCACUAACCCGUACGAUAUGAUCAUCGGGUUAUGUGGCAUGUUAGAAAACCAGGCGAGGGUCGACAGGUUUAAUACCUCAAAAGCCCUGUUUGGUUGCAAGCUCGCUGAAGGUGCUCCAGUCAGCCCUCAUGUGAUUAAGAUGAUUGGGUACAUUGAGAGCUUGCAGAGACUGGGUUUUCCCCUCGAUGACGAUCUCGCCACCGAUGUGAUACUACAGUCCCUGCCUACUAGCUUUGAACCGUUCAUCCUGAACUAUCACAUGAAUGGUUUGAAGAAAUCGCUGACUGAGUUGCAUGGGAUGCUUAAGACGGCAGAGGCGAGUCUUAGGAAGACUCCUGGUCAUGUGAUGAUAGACCAGAAGGGUAAGAAGCGUAAGCGCCCACCGAAGGCUAAGAAACCUACCAAAAGUGGGACUUCUGGGAAUUGCAAGAAGUACUUGGAAGAUAAAAAGAAGAAAGGAGGUGCGACCUCCGCUCAUGGUAUUAAUGUUAUUGAAAUUAAUCUUGCUAAGCAUUCUAUUAAUGCAUGGGUAUUUGAUACUGGUGCAAUGAUUCACACUUGCAAAUCAUUGCAGGGGCUGAAAAUAAUUAGACGCUUUGCGAGAGACGAAGUGGAUUUGCGCGUCGGGAAUGGAGCAAAGGUUGCUGCGUUGGCCGUCGGCACUUAUCCAUUGUCGUUGCCUUCUGGAUUAGUGCUAGAACUCAAUAAUUGUUAA